AUAUUUAUUUUCUUCUCUUUUAAUUUAUUUUCUUGAUUUUCUUCUGCUUGAAUGAUUUCGAUUAUGAAUACUAGAAAUAUAUUUCGAAUGUGCAAUAAAAUGAUAAUACCAUCAAUAUCGUCGAGGAGCUACGGCUACAAAGUAAUAAAAAGACCGGAUCCUAAAACAUUGAAAAUGCCUGCACCGGGCUCGGCUCCUAGUUUAAUGGAAAUAAUUAAAGAGAAGAUCCGUCUAAAUGGGCCUAUAACAGUGGCCGAGUACAUGCACAUAGUGAUAACGAACCCUACUGAAGGAUAUUACAUGAAGAAGGAAGUGAUUGGCGAAGCAGGGGAUUUCAUAACCUCUCCAGAAAUAAGUCAGCUGUUUGGAGAAAUCCUAGCCAUCUGGUUUUAUGCAGAGACGCAGAAAAUGGGUUUCGGCAAACCCUUGAAUAUCGUUGAACUUGGUCCCGGGAAAGGAACUUUAAUGGUCGACAUUUUAAGGGUUCUUAAUCGUCUUGGCUAUGAAUCAACCAAUGUGAGCCUACACUUAGUUGAAGUCUCAUCUACGAUGCAAAAUGUGCAAGCAAACAGGCUUUGUAUAUCACACAGAGCUACUGAUAUUGAAUCUCCAUAUAAUUAUGAGGGUGAAACGUUAAGCGGUAUCAAAGUAUACUGGUAUAAUGACUUGAAAAAGGUGCCACAUGAAUUUUCCUGGUAUAUAGCCCAUGAAUUCUUUGAUGUACUUCCCAUUCAUAAGUUUCAGAAAACUGAAGAUGGCUGGAAAGAAAUAUUAAUAGACAUAGAUGAAACUGGUAAACUUUAUUAUAGAAUAUCAGCAAAAGAAACACAAUCAGUAAAGGUAUUACUGCGACCACCACUGGACUCUGGAGACCGAACUGAAAUUGAAGUCAGUCCAAGAAGUCUCGGUAUCGCUAGACAACUUGCUCAGAGAGUUGAUGAGUGUGGAGGAAUAGCGUUGAUCGCUGACUACGGCCAUGAAGGUGAAAAAGGAGACACAUUUAGGGCGUUCCAUAAGCAUAAAGUGGUAGACCCAUUAGAGAACCCUGGUGCCAGUGACCUCACCGCUGAUGUGGAUUUCAUGCAGCUUAGAAUCGCAGCUGCCAAAACUCCAAGCGAUGACAACUAUGCCAUAGUAAUGGGCCCUGUGCAACAGAACGAUUUCUUGGAAAGAAUGCAGGCACGAGUGCGUUUGCAGGUACUGAUGGACAAUGCUAAGACAGAAGAAGAGAAAGAAAAAAUCAAAAGUGCAUACGAGAUGCUAGUGGAUCCUAAAAAAAUGGGCGAAAGAUUUAAAUUUAUGGCAUUGUACCCAUCUUCCAUGGAAAAGAUAUUGGAGCAGCAUCCGCCUUUAGGUUUUUCUGUACCUAAACCCUAGUUAUAAAAUAAUUGAUAUAAAUACUGUAAAUAUUAUUUAAAAAUAUACAUAACGUUUGUUUUUA
Messenger RNA from Ostrinia furnacalis (Asian corn borer), 1441 nucleotides. Its product is annotated as protein arginine methyltransferase NDUFAF7 homolog, mitochondrial. Lineage: Eukaryota; Metazoa; Arthropoda; Insecta; Lepidoptera; Crambidae. The record is from RefSeq and is a predicted model, not a curated record. Gene Ontology annotation, biological process: mitochondrial respiratory chain complex I assembly. Gene Ontology annotation, molecular function: protein-arginine omega-N symmetric methyltransferase activity. The transcript is spliced from 6 exons. Gene Ontology annotation, cellular component: mitochondrion. Bases 52 to 1377 code for a protein of 441 amino acids.